AUGACCAUGAGAGGGCUCCAGAUUGCGCUGCUUUCGUCAAGAACUUUGCAAACAUGUUGAGGCUGGUAAUAGGUGUCGCCCUAAUCGGGUGUGUCGUCAGUGUCAUAAUGUCACGACGUGAAUUGUCUGCCCCUAAUGCUGUAUGCAACAAUGGUGAACAGGCGGUGUAUUAUGUACAGGAUGAUUGGCCCGGACCUGAACAGAAUGUCAUGAUUUACUUGCAAGGUGGUGGUCUAUGUAUUGAUGACCUCUCAUGUACUGAAAGAUGCAUAGAGUCUCCCAGUCUAUGCGAACCUUUAGAAGAUGCUGAGAUGGAACGUACUGAAGGAAUCUUCUCUACCAAUUCCGAAAUUAAUCCUGCCUUCCAUAAUUACUAUAAGGUGUUUGUUCCAUACUGCAGUAGUGACAUCUAUUCUGGAGACAAAGAAGCAGAAGAUGAUCUGGACUUCCACUUCAGAGGGUAUCAAAUCAUAAAUGCCAUCAGAGAAGACUUGGAAGAACAUAUUGAUCUUGGAGAGGCAGAAAACGUGAUCUUAUCAGGGGGUAGUGCGGGAGGUAUGGGGGUGAUGCGUCACUGUGAUGAAUGGGCUGAAGCACUCCCAAGGGCUGGAGUGAAGUGCAUCCCAGACUCUGGAACAUUCAGUCCACACAACCUGGCUCCUGCAGAGGAGGGAUGCUCGGGGAUUGGAGGAGACUUUGACUUUGCUGGCACCCGUGCAUACUGGAACGCUUCUGUUGCCACAAACUGCUACAAUGGAAGACCUGGUUCUCAUGAGGAGAAAACAAGAGAUUGCAGCUUCAAUAGCAUUGCUUACAAAUAUGUGCAGAGUCCUCUGUUUAUGGCUACUUACAAGUUUGACUCAUUCUUUGCAGCCCAGUGGUGCUAUCCCGGAUGUGGUGAUGAAAACCGUCCAAGCUACCAUGACCGCUGGGAUGAAGCGAUGAAUGAAAUCGCUAAUGAAUUAAGAACAGAUUACAACCAUGUUGGUCUAUUUAUGCCAAGCUGCUGGGGACAUGUCUUGAAUGAAGGUGAUGAUUCAUACUCGCAGUUCCCUGCAGGAAGUGAGGGUCUCACGUACAAUCAAGCAGUGAAUAACUGGAUGACGGGCACUGGUAGCAGACAUGCUGUUGAUGAAUGUGGUGCCCUGUGUAACAAUAGAUGUGGGGGUGAUAAUUGUUAAAAAAUUUUAGUCAAGAUCAUGAACUACAAUUCUAUGAAAUAAACUAGAUCAUCAAAUG
Molecule: messenger RNA, 1239 nt
Organism: Owenia fusiformis
Lineage: Eukaryota; Metazoa; Annelida; Polychaeta; Sabellida; Oweniidae
Source: the annotation of a GenBank genome assembly